CCUGGUUUCGAUGCGGGAAUCUUUGCAAGCUAGGUAGCUGUCAAGCUGCUAACGCGCCCCGUCAGUUAUUGUGGUAGUUUUAAAUGACGUUGUGCGUUGGUUAGCUACCUGCUAACAGUUUUAGCUGUUUUUUUCAGUAACUAUGGCAAGUGCAGCAAAUACAAACCUGAACGCAGUCCGGGAAACGAUGGAUGUCCUGCUUGAGAUCUCAAGGUUGCUGAACACCGGUUUGGACAUGGAGUCUCUGUCGAUCUGUGUGCGACUGUGUGAGCAAGGCAUUAACCCAGAAGCUCUGUCUGCAGUCAUCAAAGAGCUGCGUAAGGCUUCAGAGACCCUCAAGGUUUCUGAGAACUGCACAAACUGAGGAGGAAAAUAAAGAUCUCAUCACCCAACAUUGGGAUUAUGGACUGUUCCCCGAGUCUGAGCUUGAUUUGUUUUGCCACAUUGUCAUUUCCUCCGAUUCUGCACUUUGAUGUUUGGAGUUUUUGUAUAAAGAGGCACCAGCCUCAGUCUGCUGUGUUACUGCCUCUGCUGGAAUGAGAUCAUCUGUCUCUCAAACAAUCUGGGAUGUGUCACAGUUGGCAGGAACACCACUCCUUGAUUCAAGAAAAGACACAUUUACCAUCAACUUGUGUUGCAGUUCUCAUGUGCAAAUUUUCACUUAUUUUUUUACACACGUGUAUGAAUAUUCAUGUACUGUUAGAUGUUGAACUUGUAUAUUUCUUUCACUGAAACAAUAUUCUUUCAACAUUUUCAAUACUUCUUGUGAUGAGUAAAAUAUAUUUAAAAAAAGCCUGUAACAAUGUAAUAUUUGUGACCACAAGGUGGAGAUGUAUUCUUCUUUUUUUUUCACCCCCUCAUCAGGUUUUGAUGUGGCUUAACAAAACUUUUGGCUACAACUUCAGUUUUUCUAAUUCACGGGCGGUGAACUUCGGCUAAAUAUAAUUUAAAAUCUGAUUUUAACUCUUUCGUCCAAGACUUCUCGUUUCAGUUGAGCUAUUUGAAACAAGAAGUUUGAGUAAGUAAGUGGGGUUUUUUUUCAGUA
Molecule: messenger RNA, 1045 nt
Organism: Gambusia affinis (western mosquitofish)
Lineage: Eukaryota; Metazoa; Chordata; Actinopteri; Cyprinodontiformes; Poeciliidae
Gene: mzt1
Product: mitotic spindle organizing protein 1
Exons: 4
Coding region: 143-364 (73 amino acids)
Biological process (GO): mitotic spindle assembly; microtubule nucleation by interphase microtubule organizing center; gamma-tubulin complex localization
Cellular component (GO): centrosome; spindle; gamma-tubulin ring complex
Source: RefSeq, a predicted model, not a curated record